UAACCAAUUAAAAUAUCUCCUACAGAAUCAACAAUGACGACUAACAACAACAACAAGACGGUCUUUGUCACAGGAGGAACUGGUUACAUCGGGUCACAUUGCAUCAUUGACCUGCUUAACGAGGGCUACCAGGUCAUUACCAUCGAUAACCUGACCAAUAGCCGAUCAGGAGCAUUGCGUCGGGUCCAAGAGAUUACCGGGAAGGCUGUUAUCUUUUACGAGUGUGAUUUGCUGGAUGGUGAAGCUGUACAUGGAUUUUGCCAAGCACAAGAUUGACUAUGUGAUCCACUUUGCCGCCAUGAAAGCCGUAGGAGAGUCGAUGCAGUUCCCACUUAUUUACUACAAGAACAAUGUUAUUGGCACCAUUAACCUAGUAGAGGGUGAGA
Homarus americanus (American lobster) is the source of this 386-nucleotide messenger RNA. RefSeq names its product UDP-glucose 4-epimerase-like. Bases 34 to 276 code for a protein of 80 amino acids. Gene Ontology annotation, biological process: beta-D-galactose catabolic process via UDP-galactose, Leloir pathway. Lineage: Eukaryota; Metazoa; Arthropoda; Malacostraca; Decapoda; Nephropidae. The record is from RefSeq and is a predicted model, not a curated record. Gene Ontology annotation, cellular component: cytosol. The transcript has 2 exons. Gene Ontology annotation, molecular function: UDP-glucose 4-epimerase activity.